CUCUCCUCUAUGCUAGAGGUGCAUUCCUACAGCGAGACGCGCGUAUUCUGUGACUCAACAUAACCCUCUUUCUCAAACACACAUGCAAUUUAUUAGUGUUAUAGAAUAUCAUAAUUUUUUGGCUUCUUGCAUUUUAUUUGCAUUUCAAAGGAAGUUUAAAUAGUAGUUUCUUAGGUAUUGAAUAUGCAGCAUGACGAUGUUGUUUGGGGUAUCAUCAAGAAAUCAUUCUGCUCUUUCAAAAUAAAUACAAAAGGCCAGCAGUUCUGUCGUCAUGAAUACAACAUAACUGGACUAUGCUCGCGUAUGUCCUGUCCUCUGGCCAACAGCCAGUAUGCCACUGUACGCGAGGAAAAGGGCAUCAUCUACUUGUACAUGAAAACUGCUGAAAGAUCAGCGUUUCCGACAAAAACAUGGGAAAAAGUGAAAUUAUCACGUAACUUUGAGAAAGCCAUUCACCAGAUCAACGAAAACCUCCUCUACUGGUCCAGUUUCAUGCGAUCAAAAUGUAAACAGCGGUUUGUGAAGAUAACACAGUACCUGAUUCGAAUGAGGAAGUUGAGACUCAGAAGGCAGAAAAAACUGGUGCCGCUACAAAGAAAGAUAGAGAGAAGAACGAGACGAAGAGAGGAGAAGGCACUCAUUGCUGCGCAACUUGAUACGGCAAUUGAAAAGCAACUUGUGCAACGACUCAAAAGUGGAGUUUACGGAGAUAUCUACAAUUUCCCUCAAACUGCUUUCAUCAAUGCAUUGGAAAAAGAACAAAUAGAGGAAAGUGAUGCUGAGUUAGACGAAGAAGACGAGGAAGAGGCAGAAGAUGGUGAAGUGAAUAAGGAAGUGGAAGAAGAACUAGAAAGAGAAAUGGAAUCUGAUGAAGAAAGUGGUCAAAGAGAAUUCGUUAGCGAUUUUGAAAUGUCUGAUGAAUCUGAUAUUGAGGAUACACCAAUACAGGUGAGAGCCAGCACAAGUGGAGUGAAGAGUAAAAUAAGAACACGACCGCAUCUAGAAGUUGAAUAUGAAACUGAGAAUGCGACACCCAGUCGAGUCAAGGAAAUCAAUCGAUGAAAUGUAAUUCAAUAAAAUACCUUUUUAUAAUUUU
Messenger RNA from Nilaparvata lugens (brown planthopper), 1096 nucleotides. RefSeq names its product protein MAK16 homolog (gene Rbm13). The transcript is spliced from 8 exons. Gene Ontology annotation, biological process: maturation of LSU-rRNA; maturation of 5.8S rRNA. NCBI's taxonomy places the organism in Eukaryota, Metazoa, Arthropoda, Insecta, Hemiptera, Delphacidae. The record is from RefSeq and is a predicted model, not a curated record. Gene Ontology annotation, cellular component: nucleolus; preribosome, large subunit precursor. The coding region runs from base 184 to 1062 and encodes 292 amino acids.